Sceloporus undulatus (fence lizard) is the source of this 2962-nucleotide messenger RNA. RefSeq lists its product as uncharacterized. The record is from RefSeq and is a predicted model, not a curated record. The coding region runs from base 446 to 2560 and encodes 704 amino acids. NCBI's taxonomy places the organism in Eukaryota, Metazoa, Chordata, Lepidosauria, Squamata, Phrynosomatidae. Gene Ontology annotation, molecular function: calcium ion binding. The transcript has 13 exons.
UCCAGCCAGUAUGACCACUGGUCAAGAUGCAGAAAGAUUCUAGACACUGUAGGCCAACCCAAUGAUUAACCAAACCAGAGCAGACCACUGAAUCAAUGGGAAUGUGGUAAGUCAACAUAUACGUAAGUUUAAUUCAUUCAGUAGGGGCUACUCUACCUGAUACUAACAAUUAGGUGCAAGCCCCACAAACGUAUGUACCACUGAUGUCACAUUUACUCAAAUCAUGACUGAGUCUCGAUCCAAUCCAUAGUGCUCUUAAGCAUAUUUCAUUUCAUUUUGGGGUGACAAUGAGCUUUUGGCACAAGUGAAUAACUAUUUAUUUUUCACCUGCAGCAGAAACCUUCAUGCAGCCUUCAUUUUUUUCGGUUGGCCUUUAUCUUUGGGGUUUCAGCAAACACCCCAUUAGCCAGGAAAGAGCAAAACUCUCCUUCAUCAUUCCUGAAAAAUGGAGGUCCCCCCUGACAGUGCUGGCAGCAAACCUCUUGAUGAAGACACAACACCCCAAUCCCCAAAUGGGCAAUCCAAACCCAAAGAGCUAAAUGAGAAUGUUGAUGAAAACAGCAAGCCUCAAGGCCCAAAUGAAGAGGCUGGAGAGGGCAAAUCCCUAGCUCCUAAGGAGGAGGCCGAAGACAUCAAAUCCCAAGGCCCAAGUGAGCAAACUGAAGAGGCCAGACCAGAAGAGCAACAUGAGAAGAGUGAAGAAAAUGGCAGCAAAGUCCAAGACCUAACUGAGCAUACUGAAGACAGCAUACCUGAAGAAAUAACUGUGGUUGAAGACGGUAAAUUACAAGAGUUUAAUGUGGAAGCCAAGGAUGGUAAACCCCAAGAUUUAAAAGAGUGGGCUGAUGAACAGAUGAAGAUAUUAGAAGAGAAGCACCCUGAUGAGGCGCUACCUUCCAUUUCUAAUUCAGAUAAUAUUACAGUGACAGAAUGGCAAGAGGAACUACUUAUUUCUCCCAUCCCUGAAGCCAAGGUGGAUGAAACUCCAUCAAUGGAGACUGAAGACAGCAAACCCCAAUACCCAAAAGAUCAAACUGAGGAAUAUAUGUUGACUCCAGUGGGUUCGUAUCAGGGAAAGGAGAGGAAGUCUUCUGUAUACAGUUUUGCCCGGACACGGAAGAAGCCAAUUAAAAAGCAGGUGGACCGAGAAAGCAACACUGAGCCCAGGAAAUAUCCCAACGCUUUUAGAAAUCCACGGAUGCCUCCAAAAUCACCACUUCUCGCCCAACCAGUAAAACCCAGAAGUGUUGACAAAGCAAUUCAGUGUAAUAAAUUGCUCAUGCCACGCCUGCCACUGCCUGGAACGAUACCACCUGCAAGAAGCUUAGUCCCAAAAGCAAAGCUCCCACCCACCGAUAACAAAGGAACUCAGAUUUCCCCCUCCUUUGAGAGGCUUCGUAGGAGAAACCCUCCUUGGAUUGUAAAGAAGAAAACAGAGGACAUCACAAUUUCCCAGGUCUCUCCAAGCAAGUUCAGCUCAUCCAGCAUGCCCCAAAGGAGUGGAAACCGUUAUAGAAAGGGAGUGACAUCCAGCACUGUUGCCCGGCCAUCCUCCAUGACAGCAAAAAAGGAAAAGAAGUUUAAUGUUACCUACAAUCUCUACAUAAAUGUCUGUGAUGAUGAGUGGAAACAUUUUGAUCCAGGACUUGUUAAGGAACCUUCCUGGGAAGAAAAUGUCAUGAGUUCAGGUCUUGCCAAGGCUUGCGCUGUUUUCUGCAACAUCAAAUCUGGAAGGAUUCAUGUUAGCAAGCUCCGUCCAGCCCUUCACACACUGGAGGUCCUAGUGACUAGUGACGAGAUGUAUCAGACUCUGAAGUCAGUCAAAGUGGAUGAAUCGGGGACCAUCAGUUUCUCUGAGUUCUUGGAAGCAGUGAAUAAAACUUCACCUUUUGCCGAAACAGAUGCUUUUCAAAAUACACUUCGGGCUUUCAAGCAAAUGAAGAAUGGUGCAGUGGGUGUUGAUGAACUGAAGUCAGUCCUAACCGACUUGGAGGUCUACAUGACUUCUGAAGAAAUACAACAGACACUGGAUCACACUCAGCUUAACAAGAAUAAGAAGGUGGAUCUUUCAAAAUUCCUGCGGGCUGCACGAGACCUGCAGACACAUCUUGAAGAAGAGGCGUUCCAGAUUGAAUGCUCUGCUCUGGAAAGGAGGCCUUUCCAAGAUGUGACUGAGCUGAUCAAUGCAGAAUCUAGAUGGAGAAGAAAGUACCGAGACUACUUUGAUGAGGACACGUCAAGUGCAACAUCAUUGUUUCCCUUUCUGGCACUGCCAAGUUCAGAUGAAAAUAUUCUUCUUGCUCUACCACCGAGUAAUGCUUCUUCAAAGACACAAAACCUCUCUGACUCCCAGGCUGCAUCUAAUAAUGUAGAAGAGGAAGGGGGAGAGCCAGAGAAUGACAUCACAGGAGUGAAAAAGUCUCAGUUGGACAUCACUGAACUAAGUAAUGUAGAAGGGGAAGAGGGAAACCAGGACACCACAAUUGCACCAAACUCUCAGUCUGAUGCCACUGAAGAGAAACACGAAGGGCAUGAUGACACAGAGGGGCAAAACUCAUAGUCCAAUGUGAGCCCCUCCAGCUAGGACAAUUAACACCCAGAAGACUCCUCUCUUUCCAAAUGAAAUGACUGAUAUGAGAAGCUGGGUAUCCUGUGUGGGAGAUUUUCUAAAUAGAAUUGAUCCCAGACUAGCUAUAGUUACUCCUUUCAGUCUAAUGCAGGUGAAUCUCUGUAUUUCUCUUUGCUCUCCCAGCACCAUGUCCACCAACCUGCAUCCUUUACUCUCAUACUGAUUAUCAGCUGGGCAUCUUUUCCAAAUGAGAAAUGGUAAGAGAUGGGGUCUUUUCCUCCUGAAUCUGGGAUCAUUGUGGAGGAGGGAAUAGGGCUGUUGGGGAGUGAUUGGGGCUUACUGUAAAGGACUCAUUGGCAGACUUGAAUAAAAUCAACCAACCCUGUGUGCUUA